AUGUCCGAAGAGCCCGACGAUCGCACCGUGUACGGGCACAAGCACAAGGCAUUUCUGCAAGCCCUCACGUCCCGUCAGGUCAUCACCUUUGACGAAGCGAAGCCCUUGAUCGCAGCCAUUGAAACGAGUGAGAAACCCGACCGCCCAACACAGCCCGGCGACAUCACAGAGGUGGAUUUCAAGGUCUAUGUCAACACCGUCAACGACGCUAUUUCGCCAUUCGACUUCGAAAUCCGCAACCUGCAACACCAGACAAGCAAAGAGCGGGUCUAUGCUUUCGUCAACACCACGAGCGAUGCCCUUACGCAGAUGUCGACGAUGCACUCUGCUGACGAGAUAGCAUUCGUCAAGAGAGUGCUGGACGCGAUGUUUGAAACCUUUAAUACCCAACGCGCCGAAGUCAUGGCCAUCACAAGCUUGCAGGCGUUGAAACUGGCAAAAGCGAACGAGUCGCAGCGGAGAGAGUCGCAGACCCAGACACAAGCCGCGCAGGGUCUCACUAUGACGCAGGCUCAAAAGGCGCUGGAGACCAUGGUGGAAGAAGGGUGGUUUGAGUUGAGCGAGAGUGGUUACUACAGCCUGACACCGCGGGCAUUGAUGGAGCUGAGGGGUUGGCUGGUGGACAUGUACAACGAGCAAGAGGAGGAGGAUGAUGAGGACGAUGACGAGGAGGAGGGAGGCACGCACGUGAGGAUCAAGUUCUGCGCAGCUUGUCGUGACAUCGUUACGGUCGGUCAACGCUGUCCGAAUCUUCCGUGCAAUGCCCGCGUCCACAACGCCUGCGUGAGGAACAUGUUCCGAACACAGAGGGACAGUGAGAAAUGCCCGGCGUGCGAAACGGCGUGGAGGGAUCCUCCGCCUGUUGGCGAGAAGGCAGCAAAGAGCAAUGGAGGGCGAAGGUCGAUCAACGGCACUGCUGCGCGAAGAAGCAAUGGUUCGACCCGUGUGGAGGAAGAAGAAGAUAGUGAUGCCAGUGGUGGUGCCGAUUGA
Zymoseptoria tritici IPO323 is the source of this 990-nucleotide messenger RNA. RefSeq lists its product as uncharacterized. The coding region runs from base 1 to 990 and encodes 329 amino acids. NCBI's taxonomy places the organism in Eukaryota, Fungi, Ascomycota, Dothideomycetes, Mycosphaerellales, Mycosphaerellaceae. Gene Ontology annotation, molecular function: ubiquitin-protein transferase activity. Gene Ontology annotation, cellular component: nucleus; Smc5-Smc6 complex. Gene Ontology annotation, biological process: DNA damage tolerance; double-strand break repair via homologous recombination. The record is from RefSeq and is a predicted model, not a curated record. The transcript has a single exon.